AUGUUAAACCUUAGCUUUCAAAUAACUGAAAUUCAAAAAAAUAUUACUAAAGAACAAGAAUGGCUUAAAAAACUUAAAAGACAUGCAUCUAAUCAGCAAAAAUUCCAAGAAAAAAAAUUAAAAGCACUUAAUAAAAAAAGUAUUGUUUCAGCAUACAAUCUUGUAGAAAGAAGUAUGGCCACACUUUUAGAAAAAAUCACUGAAAUUACAUUAAAAAUUGAUCAAUUUGGAAAUCAUUUAAACUUACAUGAUGAAGUUUAUCCUAUUAAUGGAAAACCUGUUUAUAUUAAGUAUAUUGAUAAGCAAAAUGAUCUAUGUACUAAAGUUAGAUUUACAACACCUAAAGAAACAGGCAUGCAAGAUCUAAAAGAGAAUGAUUCACUUGUUUCUUGGUCAUAG
This is a messenger RNA of Cetraspora pellucida, 399 nucleotides long. The record is from the annotation of a GenBank genome assembly. Lineage: Eukaryota; Fungi; Glomeromycota; Glomeromycetes; Diversisporales; Gigasporaceae.